GAUUAGUAGUUUUAAUUCCUCUCUCUCUCUCUCUCUCUCUCUCUCUCUCCAAUGGCAAACCCUCCAGAAAACCCUCUCAAAUUGCUCACGGUGCUGUUCAACCACGAGGGCCGUGACUCCCCAACCGAGGUCCGCAACGUCCUCCUCGUUGUUGCCACCCUCAUCGCGGCUGUCACCUUCCAAGCUGGGGUCAGCCCCCCCGGCGGCGUCUGGCAGGACAGCUCCAGUGGCCGCGUCCCGGGCCAGGCCAUCUACGCCUCCCAGACGGGGCCGUUCUACGUGUUCCUGGUGUGCAACACGCUCGCGCUCGCAUCGUCCAUCAACCUCAUCAUCUCCCUCACCUGGGGCUUCCCGUUCUUCCUCGAGGUCGUGGUGGCCACCGUGUCGAUGGCCGUCACGUACGGCUCUGCUAUUUUUGCCGUCACUCCCAAGUCAGACGAACAGUUCCGGUGGCUGCUCUUCACCGGCUGCGUGCCGUUCUUGCUGAGGCUGCUGAUCCAGAUGGGCAAGUAUUACCUGUUUGUAAUGUCCAAGUAGGAAUCAAUGGACUAGAAGGUGUGCAUUAGUCUCAAUUAAUUAAUUACUUUGGAUUAGUUCGUGUAAUUUAAUGUUCAGCCUCAUCUUGCGCUGAGGGUCUUGCACAAAGUGCGAUGAUUUUGAGGGAAUAACUUAAUUUUGUCGGAAUAUAAUUCAUCCAUUUGGAGCA
Molecule: messenger RNA, 706 nt
Organism: Eucalyptus grandis
Lineage: Eukaryota; Viridiplantae; Streptophyta; Magnoliopsida; Myrtales; Myrtaceae
Exons: 2
Coding region: 52-537 (161 amino acids)
Source: RefSeq, a predicted model, not a curated record